Molecule: messenger RNA, 3778 nt
Organism: Cannabis sativa
Lineage: Eukaryota; Viridiplantae; Streptophyta; Magnoliopsida; Rosales; Cannabaceae
Product: ATP-dependent DNA helicase homolog RECG, chloroplastic
Exons: 19
Coding region: 285-3251 (988 amino acids)
Biological process (GO): DNA recombination; DNA repair
Molecular function (GO): ATP binding; DNA helicase activity; nucleic acid binding
Source: RefSeq, a predicted model, not a curated record
UGAUUUUGUCUUGAGAAAAAGAGGAAAGGAAGGAUAUUUACUCAAGCUCACGAAGCCAUACAUACGUACGAAUACGAUUAGGAACCAAAGUAAAUAAACGUUAGAGGCAGUUUCAACUUUCAACUUCUUAGUCUGAGUUCCGGUUUACUCUCUGGAUAGAGGUUUCGGCGUUUGUUUCCCGAGAAAAUGUGUGGUAGAAGCGGAAAUUAACAGAGUAUCUUUCGAAAAGGUUGGAGGUCUAUGUUAUUCAGGCAUGUUCUGUUCAAGUAGGGCGUUUGUUGCACAUGGCAUUCGUAGUCUUUUUUAUGUAUCCAUGUGGCAUGUGUUUCAGUGUGAGACAAUUGAGAGGUGCAGUCCUAUCUGAGACUAGGAAAGGAUACUUGAAUGCUUUGGGAAGAAAUAUGAGGUUCAGUAAUUUUCUGUUUUCCAAACUAUCGAGAUCAUAUUCUAGAUCAAGACAUAAGCUGGCUGAAAAGGUGUUAGAUGAAGUUGAUGGUUAUGGUUUGUCGAGUACAUGUAGUCGUCCAAAGGUUCUUGACAAGGUAUCAGUUAUGAUGGGUUAUGAUGAUAUUCAUGAUUAUAAAGAUGGAAGGGAUUUUGAUGUCUCAUUAGUAUGUAAGAAAUUUCCAUCUAUUAUAGUGGGUAGUUCCCCUCCAGUGAUCUUGUAUAAUGGGACCACAGAUUUCUGCAACAUGAGAAACAUUCUAGCAACAGAAGGUUAUGAAGAGUUCCUUUCUGAGUCUAUAGGCGAAGAGCAGACACAGAAUAGUCUCCAUGAAAUGCGGGACACUCUGGAUUCCACUGAAACAAGUGUGCAAACAGAAUUACCAAGAGAACCUAGUUCUUAUAUGCUACCUUCAUCUCCUCAGCCCAUUACAUUGGUCACUGAGGAAAUAUUGAAUCAACCAGUCGCUGUAGAGGAAUUUAUUUGGUUUGACUCACAAAUUGAUGUAGCGUCAACCGAGCCACUUCUUGAUCAAACUAUUAAUUGCAUACCUGGAUUAAAAAAGAGGCACUGUCAUAAGCUGGAAGACUCUGGUUUUCACACGCUGCGGAAAUUGCUACACCAUUUUCCUCGAACAUAUGCUGAUUUAAGAAAUGCUCAGCUUGGAAUUGAAGAUGGACAAUACUUGAUUUUUAUGGGAAAAAUCUUAUCUUCAAGAGGAAUCAGAGCUAGUUCUUCUUUUUCAUUUCUUGAGGUUAUCGUGAGUUGUGAGAUUGGAAACAGUGACUCAAAUUUUGAGAAUGAAACUGAUGGUAGAGAUCUUAAAGAAAACAAGACAAUAUAUUUGCAUUUGAAGAAAUUCUUUCGCGGUACACGUUUCACAUUUAAGCCUUUUCUUCAAAGUCUUCAGGGGAAGCAUAAGGAAGGGGAAAUCGUGUGUGUUAGUGGCCAAGUGAGGACUAUGAGUACCAAAAAUCAUUAUGAGAUGAGAGAAUAUAAUAUUGACGUGCUUGAAGAUGACAAAGAUUCUUCAUUUCAUGCGAAAGGAAGGCCAUAUCCCAUUUACCCUUCAAAAGGAGGCUUAAAACCUAAUUUUUUGAGAGACAUUAUUGCAAGUGCUUUACAAGCUUUACAAGCUUUGCCAGCAAAUGUUGAUCCCAUUCCCAGAAGCAUUGUUGAAGACUUUGGACUGCCAAGUCUUUAUGCUGCAUAUAAUGGGAUUCACCAGCCAAAGGAUAUCAAUGAGGCUAAUUUGGCUCGGAGGAGGCUUAUAUUUGAUGAGUUCUUCUACUUGCAGCUAGGCCGCUUGUUCCAAAUGCUUGAAGGCCUUGGUACGCAAUUUGAGAAAGAGGGAUUACUUGAUAAGUAUAGGAAACCAGAAAGCAGUGCUGCUUAUAUGGAGGAAUGGUCUAGUCUCACCAAAAAGUUGGUGAAAUCUCUUCCAUACUCUCUUACUUCUAGUCAGCUUAGAGCUGUUUCCGAAAUUAUUUGGGAUCUUAAACAAACAGUGCCCAUGAAUCGGCUUUUGCAGGGCGAUGUUGGUUGUGGGAAGACUAUAGUAGCCUUUUUGGCUUGCAUGGAAGUUAUUGGCUCCGGAUAUCAGGCAGCUUUCAUGGUUCCGACUGAGUUGCUUGCAAUCCAACAUUACGAGCACUUUAAUAAUUUGCUUGAAAGCUUAGAGGAAGUUGAGUGCAAACCUUCUGUAGCUUUACUAACAGGGUCAACACCAUUAAAACAAUCACGAAUGAUUCGUAAGGAUCUCCAAACUGGAGACAUAUCAAUGGUCAUUGGAACCCACAGUUUAAUUUCUGAAAGCGUGGAGUUCUCUGCACUCCGGAUUGCUGUGGUAGAUGAGCAACAUCGUUUUGGUGUGAUCCAGCGAGGAAGGUUCAACAGCAAGUUAUAUAAUAACAUAAGCUCCAAAGUCGCAACAGGCAAUUCAGAUGAGACCUCAAAAGGUGACAAUUAUAUGGCUCCAAAUGUUCUUGCAAUGUCUGCCACUCCAAUACCAAGGACUCUUGCUCUGGCAUUAUAUGGAGAUGUUUCCUUAACUCAGAUAACUGACUUACCUCCUGGAAGAAUACCAGUUGAGACCGUCACUGUUGAAGGAAAUGAGGAUGGAUAUGAGACCGUUUACAAGAUAAUGCUAGAUGAGUUACGAGGAGGAGGGAAAGUUUAUCUUGUGUAUCCAGUUAUUGAGCAAUCUGAACAGCUACCGAAACUUCGUGCUGCAUCUGCGGAUUUUGAAGCUAUUUCCACCAGGUUUCAGGGCUACAGCUGUGGAUUAUUGCAUGGAAAAAUGAAAAGCGAUGAGAAAGAUGAGGCACUUAAACGAUUUAGAAGUGGAGAAACUCAAGUACUGCUUGCCACACAAGUAAUUGAGAUUGGUGUAGAUGUUCCGGAUGCAUCAUUGAUGGUUGUUAUGAAUGCCGAAAGGUUUGGAAUAGCUCAGUUACAUCAGCUUAGAGGAAGGGUUGGACGCGGAUCAAGGAAAUCUAAAUGCAUAUUUAUAGCAUCUACUUCUACUAGUCUUGGUCGACUGAAGGUUCUGGAGAAAUCGUCAGAUGGUUUUUACUUAGCAAACGUGGACCUUCUCUUACGGGGACCUGGUGAUUUGCUUGGUAAAAAACAGUCGGGACAUAUUCCGGAGUUUCCUAUUGCCCGAUUGGAAGCAGAUGGAAAUCUUUUACAAGAAGCGCACCUUGCUGCACUGAAAAUUUUAGGUGCUUCUCAUGAUUUGGAGAAAUUCCCAGUGCUCAAAGCAGAGCUUAGCAUGAGACAGCCACUUUCUUUUCUCGGUGAUUGAAAUCCUGAUCUCAAAAAAUAAUUGGCACAACAACAUGUCAGAGAAGACGAAGAAUUGGAAACCGUUAUCUCACGCUUCUCGCCAAUGAUCUCAAUCCAGUACAGGAGAAUCCUCUCCCUAGAACUCAAUGAGAGUAGUCAUCAUUGCAGUAUGUUGCCAUGGUAAGUUAUUUUCGAGGAUAAUUUUGCCAUAUCUUUUUUGGAAGGGGAAUUUUGUUUUGUCUUUCAAUGAAGCUUGGAUUGGACGUACUUCAAAUUAUAUUAUAUAUAUAGAUGUAUAGGAAAUUUUGGCAAAUUGUUUUUGCUUUUACAUACCAUUGUCGGCAAAACUCAACAUGUGAACUAACAAGUUGUAAGUGGUAUGCCUCUAUUUUCCAAACUGCAAUAUCCUAAACAUCAUUUUGUAGUUGAAGCUCUUGGAUUGGACUAGAGUAAAGGUUUUUGUACAUAUUUUUCGGAUACGUGGCAUCCUAUAUCUUUGUCGAAAACUUGUUUAAUGCAAUUAUGACUAAGGCUUAUGUUGGCAAA